AUGACGGCAUGGGGUGAUCCCACGGAAAAUGCUCAAAAGACCCAUUAUGUGAUUCAGCCAAAGCGCAGGCGUCUUCUGCCAAAGCAGUCAAAUGGACACGCUGCCCACAGCAUACCAUUCAGGGCACUCGAUCAUGGAACCGAACUAGACACCCUUGUGCAAAAGCGUUACAGCUUGUACAAUACGAUCUGGGACAGGCAUCGUUCCAAGAUACACUCGAUCCUCAACAACUCCAACACUGGUCUUUUCAAAGAGCUUGAUAAAUUCGUCGAAACUAGUCCCGACCAAAGGCGAAAGCUCCAGAUUGCAUUUCUCCAAUUGAGUUCCAACACCGCCAACAAUGCUCGGGUGAUGAAUGAGUUCAACAAGUACGUCGGAGAUAAGUACAAGGUGGUCAACAUUUCCAGCAAGAUAUGUGGAAAUAUAAAGAGCACGAUGAGGGAAGUGGUGAAACAAAUACGAGAAGAUGAGUUUGAUUCUCAAGAAGAGGAUGAUGAUGAUGACGAUGAUGAUGAUGAUGACGAUGAUGACGAGGAACAGAAUGAAGACAGCAGAGUCAAUUACGAUCUUGACUUUCUUUUCGACUGGUACUUGCAGAACGGAAAAGGACGCCAUAUUGUCAUUAUUCUUCAGGACGCCACCUCAGUCAACAAUCAGGUUAUAAACCAAUUCAUCAAGGUCAUCUACUCAUACUCAAUUGACUUGCCCAUCAGGUUGAUUGUUGGUCUUUCGUGCAACAAUAUUGGGAGUUGGAUUAACGGAAACUUCAACAACGAGAGUCGGUUGGUUAUGAACGGCUACAAGUUCGAAAGUGACGACAAGGGAGUAGGGCCACAAAUUCUAGAGGAACUCUUCCUCUCACAAAAAGUUGAGCCAAAAUUGGACUCCUCAAUGGAACUCAUGCCCUCGCCGUUAUUAACAUCCAUUAUUCAUACACGUUUCCAAUCAGCCAAUAAUUCCAUCGACUCGCUCAUUUCAGAAAUCAAGCUUUGUUAUAUGAUUCACUUUUACAACCUGUCACUUUCAGUGCUUCUUGAAGAAGAGCCAACCGAUAGACAUGUUGGCUCUCUUCGUAAACUAGCCUCUUUCAAGAGAUACGUCGAAGAGAAGUUAUUCAAAAUAAAAACCCCAGAGGAUCGAAUGGAAAUUUCCAGUCUACUCAGCUCCAACGAGGCAAUUCAAAAGUUGUUCCAACAAGCGAAACGUCAGUUCAAACAGUACAGGUUAGCAGUUUUGAACUUGGUCCACUUGUUGUUCAGACUACAAGCAAUAAACGGAGGGGUUAAAUCAAAGUUCGAAUUGUAUAAACUAGCAAUUUCGAACAAGUUGAUCAAUUCUGUGAUUUUGAACGAUCUCGUAAAGUCAAUUACCACCAUGAAUGUUGAUUCUAUCGAAGAAGUGUUGAAUACUGAUGAUUUGGUGGUGUGUCGAGGUGAUGUUUCCGACGAUAAAGCUGAGGUGCUCAUUGGAGAGUUCACUGGUGUCAAAGAAGAGAUUGCGAAGUCUAACUCAAUCAAGUCAUUAUUAGUCCGCGUUCAAGACUGCGUCAAAGAGUAUCUCCACAAUAAGCUCAUCAACCAAUCGAUCGAAGAGCAAUUAUUCUUUGAAAUAUUUACCAUCAAUGGUGAUUCAGCCAAAACUAAAUACGAAAUGCCCAUAUUCGAAGAGAAAUAUGACAAUCUCAUGAUCAACUUGAUCAGGCCACCCUUGAGAGGCACUUUGGAAGCAAGUUUAGAGGACUGCAAGGAAUACUUGAGAACAGACUUGGAAGAAUUAGCAUCUGUCCCAGCUAGUAACCAAGAUGUCUUCGUGAACCCUAUCAUCAACCAACUUUUCAGGGUUUAUAAAGAAGCACCUGUAUCCAUCAACAUUUACGACUUUUACGUGGCCUUCAAGCAAUCAUUGCGAAAAAGCGAUUUAUCCAAUUUAGCUGGCAGUGAAGAAGUUAGCGAGGAUGAAUGGGACAAGUUGACGUAUUCUUGGUUCAUCCAGUCAUGUUUUGAGUUGAUGAUGAUUGGUUUGUUGAAGGAGAAACCUAAAGGUGACUACUUAGAGAAGGCAUUAUGGAAGGGAGUGUGA
Suhomyces tanzawaensis NRRL Y-17324 is the source of this 2079-nucleotide messenger RNA. RefSeq names its product origin recognition complex subunit 3 (gene ORC3). NCBI's taxonomy places the organism in Eukaryota, Fungi, Ascomycota, Pichiomycetes, Serinales, Debaryomycetaceae. Gene Ontology annotation, cellular component: DNA replication preinitiation complex; nuclear pre-replicative complex; nuclear origin of replication recognition complex. Gene Ontology annotation, molecular function: DNA replication origin binding. The transcript has 4 exons. The record is from RefSeq and is a predicted model, not a curated record. Gene Ontology annotation, biological process: DNA replication; DNA replication initiation. Bases 1 to 2079 code for a protein of 692 amino acids.